Molecule: messenger RNA, 2802 nt
Organism: Procambarus clarkii (red swamp crayfish)
Lineage: Eukaryota; Metazoa; Arthropoda; Malacostraca; Decapoda; Cambaridae
Product: forkhead box C1-A
Biological process (GO): anatomical structure morphogenesis; regulation of transcription by RNA polymerase II; cell differentiation
Molecular function (GO): DNA-binding transcription factor activity, RNA polymerase II-specific; RNA polymerase II cis-regulatory region sequence-specific DNA binding
Source: RefSeq, a predicted model, not a curated record
GAUAGUUCAGUCGGCCUUUGGAGCGGAACCAGAGAGUAACUCGGUGCGGUGGCGGCCGUUUGUUGACUUAGCAGCCACGACUAAUUCUUGCGGUGUUUAGAGUAGCAACACUACUGUUUGCUUAAGCAUUGUUGGAAUCAUAAGAAAAAGACUGUCGAUGUGUUUUCACAAUUUUAAUCAAGCGACGAGCCAAGAAUUUUGCCCUCGAGGAAGGUGACGAAUUUGUCCUGAUUUGUGAACGGAACUUAGACAUCGUGCCAGUGACGGUCAAGAUCAAGGGACAGAAAAGACGGGAUUACAUCACGUAGACAGCGCCGUUAGACAGCUACGCCCGUACCGAGGAUUACUCCUGGCCGCCCAUCUCCGCCCGCCCACUCCUACCCGCCCACCUCCGCCCGCAUACACUUCCGCUAACUUGACAGUAUAGUGUCGCGGGCGCUUCUGUCUGCCGUCUAAGUUGACAGCGGUGUGUGGCCGGGGGGGGGGAAGUGAACAUUAUCGAACAGUGUGUGGGUGUGUGUUUGUGGUGUGUGGUGGAGCAGCCUGGGUGUCGAACGGUGUUUCUGUGCCCCUCCACCGCCCCGCAUCACCGCUCACAGCAGCAGCACGAACACCCGUCACCACCGCCCUCCCGUCCGUCCGCCCCUAGGGGGUGGCCGCUUGUCUGUGCCUCUUCACCCGGAGGUAAACCCGAGUCUACCUCACGGUAGACCCCAUAAUGCUGUGUAACCAUGUGUGAUCAAUGGUCAGCUUACCCCGUUAAAAUGCACACUCUAUUUGGCGACCAGCAGUCAUAUUACCGCCAUGCAGCGGCUACCUACCCGCCGGCGGCGCUGCAACAGAUGUCAACAAUGGGACCCAACGCCUAUUGCUACGACGGCUACAGCGCCAUGGGGCGCUACCACCCCUACGGCUACAGUCCCCAGCAACACCCCCCUCCAAAGGACAUGGUGAAACCCCCAUAUUCCUACAUCGCUCUAAUCACCAUGGCCAUCCAGAACAACCCGGACCAGCGAGUGACCCUUAACGGCAUCUACCAAUUUAUCAUGGAGCGGUUCCCCUAUUACCGGGAGAACAAGCAGGGGUGGCAGAACUCUAUCAGGCACAAUUUGAGUCUUAACGAGUGCUUCGUUAAGAUCCCCAGGGAUGAUAAGAAGCCCGGUAAGGGCUCCUAUUGGACCCUGGAUCCUGAGGCCCGCAAUAUGUUCGACAACGGAUCGUACCUGCGGCGCCGCAAGCGGUUUAAGAAGAAGGACGCAGGAUUGACUCGCGAGAAGGAUGAUGUGUUGAAGCGGCAACAAGAACAGCAACAGCAGCAGCAGCAGCAGCAACAGCAGACGCCCACGGGCUCUGAGGAUCAGCGACAACAGCAGCCCGAUGGUACUGCUGUAGGUAUUCCGCCGCAGCCUCCGCAGCAGCCGCAGGCGGCGCAGCAGCAGCAGCAGCAGUCGCAGCAACCACGGUCAGUAGUAACAGGUCAACAGGAGGGGGAUGGGGUGCAGGUGGGGGGCGGCACCCCCAUCUCCCCCCUCUGUCAGCCCAAAACAGAGCCCCAGGACUCCCCCGAUCUUCCCCCAGCCUGUCUUCCUGAAGUCAAGACUGUCACACAUACGCCGCCUCUGCACGCCCACACCCACACGCCGCCCCUACACAACCACACGCCGCCCUUACACGCCCACGGCCACCUUCCCCCCAACACCCUGCCCGCCCCCUCGGGCGCCGGGGGUCACGAGGGGUCAUAUCUGGAUGUGGGGUCAUCGUUCAGUGUGGAUAACCUCGUGCCGGGGUCGCGUGAUGUGCGGGAGGCCAGCCCGGGGGCUCUCCUCACGGAAGCACAGCAAUAUCGCUCCAAUAUGUACUACGACACAGUGAGUUAUUGCCAGUACAGCGACGCCCGGGCGCCUGCGGUGUUUCCCACUGCCGCAGCCGACGAGAUGACCGCCUGCGGCAGUGCGGCCAUGAACGGCAGCACGCCCGUAGUGGGCGGCAUGAGUAUGCAAGCUGCGGCGGCGGCUGCGGCUUACUCCCGGUCGCACUCCUCCUGGUACUCUCAACCCCUGGAGACAACCGGUACUGGCGCCGGAGGGGCAGACUCCGGUUUUCCGAACGUUCGGGACAUGUUCGAAUCCCAGCGUCUGUUGACGAAUCCUUCGUGUCAACUGGGCUUCCGCGCCUCCUACAAGUACCCAGCCUACUACGACGACACCGCCAAAUAUUGAAGACGACAGGACUAACUCAACGCAAAGAAGAGCGCCACGCCCACACCGCCCGCUGACAGCGGGUGUGGGCGUGGGCGGCAGAGCUGAUGACUCUUGGCGGGCGGCACGUUCGUUCACCAAGCUAGUGAAACCAAAGAGGGCAGUUGAUGUGAAGGGUCGUUUAGAACGGGACGCCCAUGCCCGCCCACGCCGUGAUCAGUUGAUGUGUUGGGUGGGGCCCCAAUGCCCGCCCAGUUGAGAUCGCGAAAGGGUGGGUGCCCCAUGCCCACCUACCUCUUACAAACACGUGUGACAGAGAUCUGGGGGGGAAGAACACGCUAUCCAGUGCGUUAAGAACAAGAACAAUUUCAGCACAGCUAAUCCCCCCCACCCACCCCCCUCUCCCCCUGUGUACGUGCCAAGAUAUGCAUGCGCCUUCAGCUACGUACGUAUAGACAACUUCAUGUACGCAUAGGACUUUCCUAUGUGCGUAUAAUGGCAGAUCAUAUUGUACCUCUACGACAGGCCGUUGUGUAUAUCUUGAUAAUAAUAUUUAACAUUGUAACAAGCGCAUAAUAUAUAUAUACCAGGCUUUUCAUACAAA